AUGAAACAGGCUAACUUACACUCUCUUACACUGGCGCUGGCAGGGAGUAACCAUGCAGGGCUUACAGUCCAUUCAAAUUUCACUCUUUACCGCUUCUGCCCGUUGUCUUCAGGCGCUCAGUCUGGUGUCUGCACAUGGGUUGGCCCUCGCUGGGGGUUUGGGAGGUGGCGCUCUUGGUAUUUCGGUUUUUGGCUAUUAGUCGUUCACAAACGCAAAAAGAAUAUCGCACCUGAUGGGACCUCCAAAUCCGACCCCCUCCUAAAGCAUGAUCAAACACGAAAUGAUCUUCAGAGGGAUAACACUCCCAACGCACCACUCUGUUCCGUUUGCGCAAAACUGGAUCUACGACAGAUUCUCCUUGAAGAAAUCCUGAUGAAAGAUGCGAUUCCGCUCGGCUCACUCUUAUCCAUCUUGCAAAAAUCCGACCAAUGCGGAUUCUGCCGCCUCGUAUCAUUGGUCGUCCGUCGGACAUGGUUGUUGGACAAGUUUCCUGACCUCGAUCUCUCAGGGAUUGAAUGUGGGCUGUUCUCUAUGGAGGCUGGCUGUCUCCGGGAGCCCAGACCCGAACCCAAAAAAUUAUGCCACCGCCUCCUCAUUGAUACAUCACAUCGCCCUCGAGAGAUACAUUCAGCUCUCAUGACAGCGCAUUCAGCGCUAACGCUACACAUUCAAGUGAUGGAAGAAGACGCUUUCAAGUUUGACAGACCGACCGACCUUCAUGGUCGCAGAGUGAACGAUACUGUGGAUGUCAGCCUGGUGAAGAAAUGGAUCGAACUGUGCGAGGAAGGACACGGAGAUAUAUGUGAAAAGGUCUGGUGGGUGGCCGGUGACAGGAGACUGCCGGAGUUUAUGAGAGUGGUGGACGUGGUAUCAAUGGCUGUGGUACCAGCACCUCCUGCCUGUCGUUAUGCCGCCCUUAGUUACCUAUGGGGAGGCAUCGGAGCGGAGUAUUGGACGACGAAGGACAAUAUAGGAGAGCGGUCCACGCCCGGCGGGUUGAACACGGCAAACUUCCCUGAUACCAUCGCAGAUACCAUCCAACUCGUUCGACAGCUUGGCGAGCGUUACUUAUGGAUCGACACUCUAUGCAUCAUUCAAGAUGAUUUGAAGGACAAGAUGAGCCAGAUACACGCCAUGGAUUUGAUUUAUGGAGAGUCUUAUUUCACGAUAUAUGCUGCUGGCGGCACUUCGGCUCGGGACCCUCUCCCAGGGCAUCGUCCAGGAACUAGAACGCUGGAGCAGCACAUCGAGGUCGUUCAAGGGCUUCAUCUUUCUGUGCCUUUGCCGACGCCUAGGGAGGUUCUCACCUCGUCCGCAUGGAGCACGCGUGGUUGGACAUAUCAAGAGCUUAUGCUCUCACGACGAAGGAUAUAUUUCACUAGGCACCAAGUCUACUUUGAGUGCAGACAUGAUAUCUUCUGCGAAGAUCUUGUCGCUGAAAGUAAGCGCCUCGCAUCGUCCAAAACACCGUUGCGGUAUAAAGGCGCAGGAAGAUUCACCAGCGGGGAACCUGGGAAAACAGAUCAAUACAUGAGCAGUUACAUGCCUGCCAUUGCGGAAUAUACGCGACGUAAUCUCACCGUGGAGUCAGACAUUGUAGAUGCUAUCACUGCAUUGACGAAUGCCCUGGCAAAACGUUUUGAGCUUGGUGGCGGUGACCCUGCCAGAGCCUUUCUCUUUGGAAUGUCAUUGAUGGAACUCGAUCACGCGCUUCUCUGGCAACAUCAUCCACACGUUCCUCAGGUUCGUCGUUCUCUCACCGACGAAGGCACAUCACCGUGGCCUUCUUGGGCGUGGGCUGCGUGGCGUGGUGCUGUUCACUAUCAGGGGGAAAACAUGUAUGCCUCGAUCAACACUUUUUCUACCGGGCCAGUAGUAGCAGAGACGCUCAUUGAUGUUUGGCACAUCGUGGACAGUAAUGGUGUUCCAGCGCAACUUGAUGUUCGGCGCAUUUCUCGGGCCUUCAAACUUCCCAAACCACAAGCAGCGAUGAACCCAUAUUCUUCCCCGCAAGGAAUAGACCCAUCUCACCUGACUUUAGAUAUUCAUCGGCCGCUGGAGCCGGGUACCCUAAUUUUCCGCACGACUUCCAGCCGCUUUAGCAUUGCAAGGCGAGAACACGAAGAAUCAAGCUCACGUUUCUAUCACGAUCUCUUCAAUAUUUUCUCCAGUCCAUCUUUCCCUUCCACUUGGGUUGGCAGUGUCAUCCUGCCAUUGGACCCCGCCCCGCCGGAUUCUCUCGAAUUUAUCGUUCUUUCCCGUGCCAGUGCGCCUACUGGCGUGUACGACGAAGAAAAUUUUGGGAAGUCCUACCAUGGAUGCAUGUUAUAUGUGAUGGCGGUGAGUCAGAACGAGGGUUUGAUGGAGCGUGUUGGGUUGGGUAUCAUCCAUGAAACUGCCUGGAUCGCUUCAGGCGCGCAGGAGAAGGUGGUGUUUCUUCGAUGACAGUCACGUAUGGAAGAACAACGUGUGGAGUUAUUAUAUUUGAGAUCAUUGUAGAUAUCUCAUCUUGUUCUCGUUCUCUAUGAUUGUUGUGGUUAUAUAGUAUUUCCUAGCUACAUCAGCGUAUAAUAAUCUGCCGGCUGUUAUAGGACCGAUAUCAGAUGAGUCCGGUAAUGAUGUAUGGAAAGUCCAAGUUGUAUAAGUUCAGGGGAAAUAAACCCCAAGGCGUGCUAAGAAGCGACUCCUGGCAGAUAAGACGAGCUCAGCCAGUCGCCGGAAGACAUGCAACUCUCUUGCUGCCCAAAUGAACCACAAUAUAAACAUGGUUACAACCACGCAUCCACUGACAACUGAUGCCAGCAUGG
Molecule: messenger RNA, 2807 nt
Organism: Suillus clintonianus
Lineage: Eukaryota; Fungi; Basidiomycota; Agaricomycetes; Boletales; Suillaceae
Product: heterokaryon incompatibility protein-domain-containing protein
Exons: 2
Coding region: 1-2445 (814 amino acids)
Source: RefSeq, a predicted model, not a curated record